AUGCUCUUGCGAAGUAGUGGAGUAGUGGAGCUAAAGAACAAAUCUCUGCAACAGUGUGAAACCCUCGACUUCCAUGUUUUCUUCAAUGAUCUUUUAGACAAUGAUUUCAAUACUCUCUUCAAAUCCCUUCCUUCACCCCGGAGAUACUUUGCUGCAGCUGUACCUGGCUCUUUCUACGAGCAAUUAUUCCCCAAAGCUAGCCUUCAUUUGGCAAAUUCUUCUUAUGCACUCCAUUGGCUUUCCAAGGUUCCAAAAGAAGUUGGAGAUCACAACUCAUUGGCAUGGAACAACAGCAAGACAUAUUGUUCGGGCACCAACAAAGAGGUCACAGAGCCAUAUUUUGCUCAGUUCAGGAAAGAUCUCAACAGAUUUCUGAAUGCAAGAGUAGAAGAACUUAAAGCCGGCGGCCUUUUGGUGAUUCAAUUACCCGAUUGUGUUCCGAGUGGCGCCCUUCCCUUUAAUACUGGGGCAGGGUUCCUCCAAGAGCUGUUAGGAUUAUGUCUUUUUGAGAUGGCCUACUUGGGAUUUAUCAGUCAAGAAAAAGUGCAUUCAUUCAACUUGCCAAUGUACUUUCCAUCAAUUGAAGAAUUGGACCAGGUUAUAAAAGCGAAUGGCCAUUUUAGAGAUGAAAGAAUAAAGAUAUUGGAUCACCCAAUGCAGCACUUGCCUUUUGAUGCAAAAAUGAACAGACCAGAUCUAUCUGUGAGGGCUUCAUCAAAGAUCAUUUCGAAACAGACAUUGUGGAUCAGGUGUUCGAUCUAUUUGCUAAGAAACUUGAAGAGAAUUGCUCAAUCUUUGAUCAAGAAAUUCGCAAAGAUGCUGACCUAUUUGUUCUGCUAA
This is a messenger RNA of Coffea eugenioides, 840 nucleotides long. RefSeq names its product probable S-adenosylmethionine-dependent methyltransferase At5g38780. Lineage: Eukaryota; Viridiplantae; Streptophyta; Magnoliopsida; Gentianales; Rubiaceae. The coding region runs from base 1 to 840 and encodes 279 amino acids. The transcript has 4 exons. The record is from RefSeq and is a predicted model, not a curated record. Gene Ontology annotation, biological process: methylation. Gene Ontology annotation, molecular function: S-adenosylmethionine-dependent methyltransferase activity.